Cajanus cajan (pigeon pea) is the source of this 732-nucleotide messenger RNA. RefSeq lists its product as uncharacterized. NCBI's taxonomy places the organism in Eukaryota, Viridiplantae, Streptophyta, Magnoliopsida, Fabales, Fabaceae. The record is from RefSeq and is a predicted model, not a curated record.
AAUCCGAAAUCAAAGGCACAGAGAACCUAGGGUUAGGGUUUAACUUAGAAUAUUGCAUUGCGUGAUCGAAAUCUAUUCGAUUGAUUCUCUCUCACGCGAAGCAGAAACCCGAGUUCAGAAUCCAUGGCGACAACGACGACAAAGAGGAAACCGGUGUUCGUGAAGGUCGAUCAGCUAAAACCGGGCACCAACGGUCACACGCUGACGGUGAAUGUCGUAAGUUCCAAGCCGGUGAAGACGGUGAGUAGCCGUGGCGGCCGAGCGACGGUGCUUGCGGCGCGCCCGUCGCGUAUCGCGGAGUGCCUCGUUGGGGAUGAAACGGGGACCAUAAUCUUCACUGCUCGCAACGAACAGGUGGACCUCAUGAAUGUUGGCGCAACUUUAAUUCUGCGCAAUGCAAAGAUUGACAUGUUCAAGGGAUCUAUGAGGCUAGCAGUUGAUAGAUGGGGGCGUAUUGAGGUCGCAGAACCUGCAAAUUUUGAAGUUAAAGAGGAUAACAAUCUUUCGUUAGUUGAAUAUGAAUUAGUUAAUGUUGUUGAAGAGUGAUUUUAGUUUUUGAGAGUGAAUCUUUUGGGGUUACCAGAGGUUUUAAUUUUUAUUUUGACCAUUGAACAUUUGACUGCGGUGCAGUCUUGUGGUACAGUCUUGCUUAUUUAGUCUUGAGAUUGCUGUGGUUAAUGCAAGGAAUUGAAUUUCAGGUCACUUUUGAAAUGUGACGAUGCUUAUGCUUAA